This is a messenger RNA of Amaranthus tricolor (Joseph's coat), 3710 nucleotides long. RefSeq lists its product as uncharacterized. The transcript is spliced from 15 exons. Gene Ontology annotation, cellular component: cytoplasm; nucleus. NCBI's taxonomy places the organism in Eukaryota, Viridiplantae, Streptophyta, Magnoliopsida, Caryophyllales, Amaranthaceae. Bases 1968 to 3278 code for a protein of 436 amino acids. Gene Ontology annotation, biological process: tRNA pseudouridine synthesis; mRNA pseudouridine synthesis. The record is from RefSeq and is a predicted model, not a curated record. Gene Ontology annotation, molecular function: pseudouridine synthase activity; RNA binding.
ACCUCAAAAGAAGUAUUUUGACGAUGGAUAAACAUCAAUGCAUUCAAUCCUCCAUUAUACACAACAUCGGAACCCGUAUAACUUACUUCCCCACCCCAAUACACUAUAACGGGAUAAUGAUCCAUAUUCUGCACACACAAGCAUGUUUUUCCUGUGAUAUCACAUACACUUUAUUGUUGCUUGUGAGUAAGGGAAGUAUAAAUGUGUAUACAAGAAUGUGUAAUAUUAGAGCAUUAGAACACUUAUUAGAAGGGUCAAUUCAAAUAUAAAACUAACAACACCAUGAAUAUAUACUAAAUCUAUUAAACUAACCGUACGAAGUAGUAAACUUUCAUUGUAGCAUUUCAUCGAACACUUUAUAUGCAUACAAAAGAAAUCAUAAUAUUCAACUACAAAUGUGUAAAAUGUAAGCUUAAAUCAUGAAAUUAAGACAAUGUUACAAACAAUCAAUCUAUUAUAAGUUCAAAUGACAACAAUUAUGAACAAAAAAAUCAAUUUGCAAAUUGAAAAAAUUUAAGGUUAUAUUCAUACCUUAAAUGAGGAUGAUAAUGAACAAAUAAUGAAGGAGAAGAUGGCAAUGUAGUUGAUUGAUUUAGUUAAGUGAGAGAAAUUGCGAGUAUGAAGUAAUUGAAGAGUUUAGAAAAGUUUUUUUUUUUUUGUUUUUUUUAAUAAAAAAAACAGUCGAAUGAGGGAGGAAGUAAAAUAACAAAGCAGUAGUAGCAGGAGGAGGUUUUGUACCCUACCAAAACCGCUAUCUCAAGUGGCGGUUUAGCCUGAUAUAUAUUUUUUUCCAUGUAUUGCAAAACGCUAUUUCAUCUAACUGUUUUGUUUGAAUUCCUAAGUAAACUGCUGUUUGAGGUAGCGGUUUUAUAAAAAGAAAAGGAAAAAAAAUUUUCCCACCUAUCCUACCUGGACAGUAUUCAGGUAAAUAUUUUUCCUUUUGAGGCAUAUUGGGAAAUACUUUUAUGGUUAGCAUUAUUUUGGGAAAAAUUUCUAUGAAAAACUGUUUCUAUUUUAAGGUCUUGAAAGGAGCAUAAGAUUGUUCAUCACUAUUUGUCAAGGUUAAUUUAUCUUCCAUCCAAAACAAUUUAUUCAACUAUUUAACUAAAAUUUAUUACUCGGUAAAUUCUCCAACAAAAUACUUCUAUAACAUUAUCUUGUAAUUAAUGCCAUACCAUAUAAUAAGUUUAUUUACACUUCAACUUCAAAAUCAUAAGCUACAUCAUUCGCGUAGUUUAUUCAUUGAAUAAACACAUUUUUUCCAUGAGAAAAGUAGAAUAUGCUCAAAUCAUGAAGUAAAAAUGCGGUAAAGGUCAUAAUUGCGGUUAUGAAAACGGUAAUGCGGUAGCGGGAGUAAUGCAGUUAUCGUAAUGCUUAAAUAUAGUCGAAACCAUAAGAUAUCCCUUGAUAUGAUCCAAAAUGCGUUUUACGAUUCGUUAUUUUUAAAAAUCUUUACAGUGCGACUGACGCAAUACGAUGUGUCUUUAAGGUGUGGUUCAAACUUGCACCUGGAUGUGAUGCUCGAUUUGUUGAAAUUCUUAUGUUUCUUUCAAGUUUCAAGAGUAAUUUUGAAUGUUACUCAAUGGUUUAAUGGCUUAUUGAUAUUUUGAAGGUGAAGAUUCGAAUUUCAACUUAAAAAAUACAAUAAAAUUCCUAAAAUUUUGCUACAUAACUUUAAUAAAAUCUACCAAAAACAUCACAUAUAAAAACCGGAUACCCAUUAUCCCGUCCCGACUUAUCCAGAUAUCCGGAUAAAUUGGGCAGGGACACGGACCGUUAAAAAUGAUACCCGACUAACCAGGUACCCGCUAAUAAACACCCCUAAUUAUUACUCCUUGUCGGAAAUUCUUCCAAUCCCCAGUCGCCUUUGGCAAACGCAGCAAACACCAACCCCUAAUUAAACCCUGGUGCGGCUCUCGGUAAAAGAAGAGUAUCGAGUAUUAAGAGAGAAGAGAGGAGAGAAGAGCAUGGAAAAGGAGCAACUCAUCUCUGCUCUACAGUCCCAAAUUGAUUCCCUACAUUGCCAAAUCAAGGAUUUAGAGGUUGAAAAUGCUAAAUUGACGUCGCAACUUUCAAAUUGCUGUUGCACUAAGAUGGAGGAAACUACUAAUACUAUUGUAAGUAAUGAUGUAGUUUCUGUUGAAAAUCCUCAGAAGUUGGGUGGAAAAAGUGGCAAGAACAGGAAAACUAGGUUACAAGAUAAGAAUGAGAGCUUGUUGUAUCAUUAUUCCAAAAGAUACGUAGCCCUGAAAGUCAUGUAUUUUGGCCAGCGGUUUUACGGUUUUGCAUCAGAGGCUCAAAUGGAACCUACUGUUGAGUCUGAACUUUUUAGAGCUUUUGAGAAGACAAGGCUAUUAAUUGGUGACAGAAAAAGUUCACAGUACUCACGAUGUGGCAGAACAGAUAAAGGCGUCUCGGCUGCUGGGCAAGUCAUUGCUCUAUAUCUACGGUCAAACCUUAUUGCUGAAACAAGUUCCGCAGGAGUUAUUUUUGAAGGACGAUAUGAAGAAGAAAUUGAUUACGUGAGAAUACUAAAUAAAGUACUGCCAAAAGAUAUUCGGAUCAUAGGUUGGUCUCCAGUGCCUAUGACUUUUCAUGCGAGGUUUGGCUGUGUAAGCAGGGAGUACAAAUACUUUUUUUGGCGUGAGAAUCUUGACAUAUCGGCCAUGCAGACUGCAGCUAAGAAGUUUCUGGGUGAACAUGACUUUAGGAGCUUCUGUAAAAUGGAUGCAGUGAAUGUGCACAACUAUAAGCGAUGUAUUACUUCAUUUAAUGUCACCCCAAGCAGAGAAAAGUUUAGAGACAAAGAAAUAUGGGUCAUCACAAUUAGAGGUAGUGCAUUCUUAUGGCAUCAGGUCCGAUGCAUGGUUGCUAUAUUAUUUAUGAUUGGACAAGGCCUGGAGUCAGCAGAAGUUGUUGAUGUCUUACUGGAUAUACGGAGGACACUAAGAAAGCCUCAAUAUACAAUGGCCCCGGAAUUGCCAUUGGUUCUGCAUUCUUGUGAAUUUGAAGGUCUACGGUUUUUUUCUUCAGCAGUUGCAAGGCAAGCAUUGCUUGCUCACCUGACAAAUGAAUGCCAGAAUCUUAUGCUGCAAUUUGCUAUUUUCCAUGAUGCUUUGGAUAGCUGUUUGUUACAAGAUGACGAUGAAGUAGGGGCUUCACUUGCAAAAGCUUCAGAGACGAAGAAAUGUCCUCACAUUCCUCUGUUAAUGAGGCCAACUGAGCCAUCAUAUGAAGAGCGACGCACCAAAUUCAAAUCAGGAAGCUUAAAACAAUAGUUUGAUGACGCCAAGGAGCUAACACAAACCAAUAUACUGAAGCUUUCUCGUUACUCAUGCAUUGCGUCAACUUCACUCACUUUUUGCAACUUAUGAUUAUGAUUAUAUUUGAGCAUCCAAUAAGUUUUAUAAAUGAUAUUAUGUUAGUAAUUUAUGACAAAGUACAUUUAUGUAAUGCUUAACCUUUGAGUUUCAAAAUUUCACUCUUUAUAAACAUUUUUCCCCAUAAUUUAAUUAGUACUUCAUUGUUCUUAGACAUUGACCAACAUGUCCCUUACUUUUUCUAACUGGGAUGUGGGAAUGUGGUUAAUUAGCGGUUUAAUUUUCAUCAAUUGUAAAUUUAAGCUUAACAAUUUAGAGAAAGUCUUGUAUGGAUUGGGUCUAUACAAUUUUGGUGUAUAUCAAUUUUAAAAAGGUAUUUCCUCUGUUCCA